AUGAUAUUGAAUCAUUUUAAAUCCAAUCUUUUAUCAUCAAUCCGUUUAACAUUCUUAUCCGUUCGUUUUAAACAUUCCUAUGUGUUAGGACUUCGACGUGAAGAUCAAAGUCCAUGGGAAAGACGAACACCGCUAGCUCCACAACACGUUCGAAAAUUGGUAAAAGAUAAUGUCAAAGUUCUCAUACAAGCAUCCAACAGACGAGCCUAUCCCACAGCCGUAUCAGGUGCCAUUGUUCAAGAAGAUUUAUCUGAGGCAUCAUUAAUUCUUGGAGUUAAACAACCACCUGUUGACUUAAUUAUUCCAAAUAAAGUUUACACCUUUUUCUCACAUACACACAAAGCGCAGGAAGCAAACAUGUCGUUAUUAGAUGCAUGCAUUGAAAAGAACAUCACGUUGAUCGAUUAUGAGCGUAUUGUUGACGACGAUGGUGUACGUCUAGUUGCCUUCGGAAAAUAUGCAGGUGUUGUUGGAAUGAUUAAUAUUUUGCAUGCAAUGGGACUCAGAUUUUUAGCAUUAGGACACCACACGCCAUUCAUGCAUAUUGGUCCUGCUCAUAAUUAUCGUAAUAAUGAACAGGCUCGAAUGUCAAUCCGUGAUGCUGGCUAUGAAAUAUCAUUGGGAUUAAUGCCAAAGUCGAUUGGACCAUUGACAAUCGUAUUUACAGGAUCAGGAAAUGUUUCACAAGGUGCUCAAGAAGUAUUUCGAGAAUUACCCUUUGAAUAUGUCGAAGCAGACGCUUUAAAACAUGUGGCUGUAUCAGGAGGUUAG
This is a messenger RNA of Didymodactylos carnosus, 771 nucleotides long. Lineage: Eukaryota; Metazoa; Rotifera; Eurotatoria; Philodinida; Philodinidae. The record is from the annotation of a GenBank genome assembly.